This is a messenger RNA of Emys orbicularis (European pond turtle), 3186 nucleotides long. It is a transcript of the gene SPECC1, whose product is annotated as sperm antigen with calponin homology and coiled-coil domains 1. Gene Ontology annotation, biological process: actin cytoskeleton organization. NCBI's taxonomy places the organism in Eukaryota, Metazoa, Chordata, Testudines, Emydidae. The coding region runs from base 16 to 3186 and encodes 1056 amino acids. Gene Ontology annotation, cellular component: filamentous actin; microtubule organizing center. The transcript has 14 exons. The record is from RefSeq and is a predicted model, not a curated record. Gene Ontology annotation, molecular function: protein binding.
UCCUCUGGAAAGAAAAUGAAGAGUGCUGCCAGACCUUGGAGUGCAAUGGCAAAGCAAGGGAACCAUGGGAUUGACAGAGGAAAAUAUCUCCCCACCACUUCUUCGGGCAUGAAGACCUCCAAAUCCUCUACUUCACUUGCUUUUGAAUCUCGGCUCAGCAAGCUAAAAAGAGCUAGCAGUGAUGACAUGUUAACAAAGCCAGGGGUGACAGCAGCCUCCGGGGUCUCCAGACUGAAGAAGACCAUUACAACAGGAGCAAUUUCUGAGCUUGCUGAGAAUCGACUGAAGUCCAGCACAGGAAUUGUUUCAUCAGCGAAGCGCACAGGGAUUCCGGCUCCUCGGGAAAUUUCAUCAACUGUCUCCAGAGAGAGAGCUGUGUUGCGUGGUCCAGCCAACACCAGGAAAACUCAGCCCAGCCCAACUUCUUCUGGCACGCCCACGCCUACCAAGCACCUGCGUCCUUCUGCCAAGUCCAAGCAAGAGAAUGAAACUGGGGACAAGGCAGUUCUGGAGUCCCAGGUUAAGGAACUCUUGGCAGAAGCAAAGACGAAAGACACUGAAAUCACCAAGCUCCGGAGUGAGCUGAAGAAAUGCAAAGACAAAGGGUCAGUUAACUCUGAAGGGAUUGGUGCUUCAGACCAAAACUUAGAAACGUUACCAUUGUCACCUGGUGACAUUGACCCAUUAAUACAGACUCUUCAGGAAAAGAACAGGACUUUUCAAAAAGAGCUUGCUAGCCUGGUGGAAGAAAACCGGGUUUUGAAGGAGAAACUGAUUUAUCUAGAGCACUCCCCUCUCUCGGACACAACAACAAGCAGUGGGGGUGACAGCAGCUUCACAACCCCAGUCACUCAAGAAUCAAGUUUUGGAAGCCCAACAAAAAAUCUAUUGAGAGGUGAACCAGAUGAGCCCAGACAGCGUGUGAAUGGAGAAGCAGUGCGAAAGUCAGGUUCUUCUAGCAGUGAUGUGACUAAAGCCUCCUUGUCACCCGACGCAUCCGAUUUUGAACAUAUAGCAGAUGUACCUUCUAGGCCAACCUCCUCCAAUAGCAACCCCUUCAAGGGUUCCAGAUGCUCCACCACAGGGAGUUCUCCGAACAACAUUAGUGACCUUUCUGUGGCCUCCCUGACGGAGAAGAUACAAAAAAUGGAAGAAAACCACCACAGCACAGCAGAAGAGCUUCAAGCCACUUUGCAGGAGCUGUCAGACCAGCAGCAAAUGGUGCAGGAGCUGACAGCAGAAAACGAGAAGCUAGUGGAAGAGAAGGCUCUGCUGGAGACCUCCUUUCAUCAGCACAAAGAGAGAGCAGAACAGCUUAGUCAGGAAAAAGAAAACCUGAUGACUCUCCUACAAGAGCGAUCCAAGAAUGAAGAAACCAAAGUUCAGGAGGGGAAAAUCCUUGAACUGGAGCAGAAAUGCACAGAAUUGCUUGAGAAAGCACAGUUUGAAAGAGAAAAGCUGCUCAACAUCCAGCAACAAUUAUCCAGCAGCCUACGGAGCUUAGAAAGGGAGCACCAAGAUGCUCAGGAGGUGAUCAAGGGCCUGAGAUCGGAAAAUGAGACGUUGGGUGGGCUUUUAGAAAUGGAACGACAGAACAACAGCAUGAUGGCAAAGUCUCUAGAGGACUGUAAAGUUGCCUUAGAAGGCCUGAAGAUUGAAAAUGGAUCUCUCAAAACUCAGUUAGACAGUGAGAAACAAAAAGCUGCAGAGAUCAAUGCAAUGGGAUGUACCACUGACAACUCUGGGGUGCAAGAGAUGUUGAAAGUGGCCCAUGCAGAGAAGGAUCAGUUAGAACUGGCUUGUACAGAGCUCAAACAAGAGCUGCUGAAGGCAAACAGUGAAGUGAAACAUGUCCAGGGUCUACUGGCCAAGGUGGAGAAGGAAUGUGGUCAGCUGAAGGAGCUGUAUGACCGACAGGCUGAACAGCUGAGCAGAACCAGCCUGAAGCUGCAGGAGAAGACUUCUGAGAAUGAGUCUGAGAUCAAAAACCUGAAGGAGACCAUCUUUGAGCUGGAGGACCAGGUGGAGCAGCAACGUGCUAUCAAACUGCACAACAACCAGCUCAUCAGUGACCUGGAGAGUAAUGUGAUGAAGCUAGAAGAGCACAAGCUGAAUCUGGAGAGGCAGCUGAAGGGUCUGACUAAGCAGAUAAAGGAAGAUGCAGAGGAGUGGAGGCGUUUUCAAGCUGACCUACAGACUGCAGUGGUGGUGGCCAACGAUAUCAAGUGUGAGGCUCAGCAGGAGCUGCGGGUGGUGAAGAGGAAGCUCCAGGAGGAAGAGGAGAAAAGUGCCAAGAUGCAGAAGGAGCUGGAGGAACUGCAGGGCAGCAGCAGGCUGACAACUGAGGAGGUGAAUUCUGUAGAAGCAGAUACCACCAACCGCUGGCAAGGAGUCUGUGUCAGCAGGGCAUCACCCACUCCCUCAGAGUCUGCAGCUACUGUCAAGUCACUCAUCAAGUCAUUUGACUUGGGAUGCUCAGGGAGCACUGGGCAGAGUAUCACGGUUCACAAGGUCCCCAGGAGCCCUCUGAGUGGAAUUCCAGUGAGGACAGCCCCAGCAGCCGCUGUCUCCCCCAUGCAGAGGCAUACUGCUUACAGUAAUGCAAAGCUGCUCAGCAAAGGAGUCGACAAACACACAGACCUUCCAGACCUCCCCCUUGCAGACCUUCUAAAAGGGAGAAGUGAGGACCUGAAACCAGACCAUUACCUCCGCAAGAGCCCUUCCCUGGAGUCUCUGAGCAAACCCCCCUCAAUGGCCUUCAGCAGCAGGCUGCUGACCUCCAGCCCAAGCAGCCUGAAACCCCCCAGCAAACUCAGUGUGGAGAGAAAGGACCCAUUAGCAGCCCUGGCCCGAGAGUAUGGCGGCUCCAAGAGGAAUGCACUGCUGAAGUGGUGUCAGAAGAAGACUGAAGGUUACCUGAACAUAGACAUUACCAACUUCAGCAGCAGCUGGAGCGAUGGGCUGGCCUUCUGCGCUCUCCUCCACACCUACCUGCCUGCACACAUUCCAUACCAGGAGCUCAAUGGCCAGGAUAAAAAAAGAAAUCUGCUUUUGGCUUUUCAAGCUGCUGAAAGUGUGGGCAUCAAACCCAGUCUGGAACUCAGUGAGAUGAUGUACACAGACCGGCCAGACUGGCAGAGCGUGAUGCAGUACGUGGCCCAGAUUUACAAGUACUUUGAGACCUGA